UUUUUUUUACAAUUAACAAACAGUAUUUAUUACUACAUUUAAAAUGGCCUAACACAGUGGAAAAUGUUAUCAGUAAAGUUUACAUCAUGACCAAAGUUUUUGCAUUUUAUUUGGACUUUUCUAAUUAACUCAAGUAUUUAUACAGCAUGCUAAAAAAAAAAAAAAAAAAAAAACAUUGUGCCAGGUUGAAACUAGAACUAUGUACUGUAUAUAAAACUAUAAACUAUGAGAGCUAAAGCAUAAAACAGAUCAAACAUUAAACACUGAACAAGAAUAAACUAAGACAGAUAAAAACAUUAAAAUGUCAGUAAUACAAAUGAACAAUGAAAUAAGCUGGCCUUCACAACUUGCAUAGUUUACGUAUAGGGAGAACAGACAAUGUGUUGCGAAUUUUAGUCACCUUUUGUAUUCUUUGCUUAAAUGGCCUAUUCUUAGACAUCCGAAGCAUAAUCCCAUGGAUUUUUUGAUGAGAUAUUUGCAUGAGUUAAUUGUGUUUUCCAUGAAAAUACAUGAUGCUGCAAAUGCAGUUUUUGAGGCAUUGCCACGACCUGAUGUAGACUAUUGAAGUCGAGUAUUUGAGUAAGUUGCUUGUACUUGUCUUGACCUUGGUGAAACUACUGUGGCAAUGCUGCUGAUUUGUUUUUUUGUUUUUUGUUUUUUUAAUACUGUAUUCUAAUUACCAAUUUAAAUUGUAACUGUAGUGGAAUACAGUUAUUUAUAUUUUGUAUUUUAAAUACAUAAUUCCGUUACAUGCAUUCUGUUACUCCCCAAUGCUGACUGACAGGAAGUCUUAAGGCUGUAACACAGACAGUGUCUUAAACAGUCUGGUAUUAGUAGAUAAGUAUGGGGCUCCGUCUACUUCCACUGGUGCUCUUGAUGAUUUCAAACAUCCAAACUGGACAAACUAAAGAAAGACCAAAAGCCAAAGUGACCAUGUGGCCAGAUCAACAUGUAUACAUUGGAGAAACAGUCAUUCUCAGAUGUGACAUACAGGGUGGAGGAGACACUGAGUGGACAUACAGCUGGACUGUAGAGAAUACCAACAACAGUUACAGAAACACUGUCAAUCAAUGCAAGACACAGGAGUGCAAAAUCAACAGUGUUGAACACACACACAGUGGUAAAUACACCUGUAGUGGAAAAGCAAGAGAUGGACAAAACCCAAAGAUCAGUGAUGCUGUUACACUGACUGUUUUAAAUUGGAAAGCAGUUUUAAGUGUAUCUCCACAGAAGUGGGUGACUGAAGGAGACUCAGUGACUCUGAUCUGUGAGGUUAAAGACUCCUCUACAGACUGGACAUUUAGCUGGUACAAAGAAGAUAACACGUUAAAUUAUAAACUCCUGUCAGACAGCAGCAGAGGAGCUGGAGGAAACUAUACUCUCAGUUCUGCUGCUGUAAAUCACACAGGAGUUUAUAAGUGCAGCGCAGAGAGAGCAGAACCAGCCUAUUACACAGAUCACAGCAACACACAGCUAAUAUGGGUCACUGGUGUCUCUCCUUCAGUCUCUCUGAUCAUCAGUCCCAACAGAACUCAACACUUCUCACAAGACUCUCUCUCUCUGAGCUGUGAGGAUCAGAGUAACUCUACUGGAUGGACAGUGAGAAUAUACACAGACAUUUUGGGGCUGCAUACCUGUUCAUUAUUAUUCUGGGCAUCACAAACAGGAUCUACAUGUAGAAUCAGUCCCGUCUACACUUCUGGCACUGGAGUGUACUGGUGUCAGUCUCAGUCUGGAGAGAAGAGUAAUCCUGUUAAUAUCACAGUACACUAUUGGAAAGCAGUUUUAAGUGUAUCUCCACAGAAGUGGGUGACUGAAGGAGACUCAGUGACUCUGAUCUGUGAGGUUAAAGACUCCUCUACAGACUGGACAUUUAGCUGGUACAAAGAAGAUAAUACGUUAAAUUAUAAACUCCUGUCAGACAGCAGCAGAGGAGCUGGAGGAAACUAUACUCUCAGUUCUGCUGCUGUAAAUCACACAGGAGUUUAUAAGUGCAGAGCAGAGAGAGAAGAAGGACCAGGCAAUAAAACAUACACCAGCAACAUGCAGCUACUAUUGGUCACUGGAGUCUCUCCUUCAGUCUCUCUGAUCAUCAGUCCCAACAGAACUCAACACUUCUCACAAGACUCUCUCUCUCUGAGCUGUGAGGAUCAGAGUAACUCUACUGGAUGGACAGUGAGAACAUACACAGACAUUUGGGGGCUGCAACCCUGUAAAUCAUCACAAACAGGAUCUACAUGUAGAAUCAGUCCCAUCUACACUUCUGACACUGGAGUGUACUGGUGUCUCUCUGAGUCUGGAGAAAAGAGAAAUCCUGUUAAUAUCACUGUACACAAUGGUCGUGUGAUUCUGGAGAGUCCUGUUCAUCCUGUGACUGAAGGAGAUUCUCUGACUCUACGCUGUUUACAUCGAUAUUCAAAUCCCUCAGACCUCACAGCUGAUUUCUAUAAAGAUGGAUCACUCCUCCAGAAGCAGACUACAGGAGAGAUGAUCAUCCAUACUGUCUCAAAGUCACACGAAGGUUUCUACUACUGUAAACACACAGAGAGAGGAGAGUCACCCAAGAGCUGGAUCUCAGUCAGAGCUUCCCCAGUCUCAAGAUCUCUGUCUCAUGGUCUGAUAACUGGAAUGACUGUUGGACUGAGUGUCAUGGUUUUGUUCUUUUUCACACUGAUCCUGCUGUGGUGUUUAAAAAACAACAAAGGUAGAGGAUCUUGGUCGCCCUCUGCUGUCAAUCAACAGAACAUCAGUCAGAUGUCAGAGCAGAAACGGCACGAAGUCACAGCACUGAUGCUACUGCAGUCUGUUAGGGAGUACCAGUAAAAGUGCUGAAGAUGAAAACAGAGGAUCAAGGUGCUGUUUGUGGAUCAAGUGAUGUGACUUUAUUUGCAAACUGUCCUAAAACUUCAAGCUUUUAUUAUUCUUAGUAACUUUACAUUGUUAAAUUCAAGGGAUUAGAAUAAUUUGAUUGCAAUUGUUAUAAAUGAUUGUUUGAUUCUUUCCUACACAUAUUUAAAUGUGCUUUUGUAUGUAAUGUAAUUUUAUGCAUUUAUGUAAGCUUUUCUAAUACCUGAACCUGAUUGCUGUCCUGGCCUGCUCUCCCUUGUAAAAAUAGAUUUAACCAACUUAGUUAAUCAAUCAUAAUCUAUCAUAUCUAGAACAUUUACAACCCGAGGCUGGUGGCAUUUCAGUCAACGCCCGGCUGAAAGAGUUGAGGUUCAAUAACAGGAUGCAGAUAAGUUUAGAGAAUGACCAGGCUCAUCAAAGCUCUAUCAUUUUGUGACACUGACUGAUCUCACCUGAGCUAAGAUGGCAAUAAAUGAUUAAUACUUAAUAUUAGCAACCCCAGUCUACAUGUGCUUCAGGUGCAUGCGAUGUGCUUUGUGCCAUUGUGAGGAUACACUAGUGCAUGUAAAUAGGGAUUAUUGAACACUGAGAGGAGAAACGAGCAUUAUCUACAUAUCAAGCGUGGAAAAACGUGUUAGUCUAAUCAGGUACUGUAGGUACGGUUAGGUACUGUAUUCACAUAGUACAACAGGACAUGGGUGCAAACCUUAAGCAACUGAACUUGACCACUAUGAUCAUCAUUUUCAUUGAACAUUUUACACAUUGAUAAUAAAUAAAUUCUAGUUUCGAGCGACAUGGGGGUGGGUAGAUGACAGAAUUUUCAGUUUGAAGCAAAUUAUUGGCAGAAGUUAAGACUUGAUUGGAUUGACCAAAUUUAUACGUGAAUAUGUGUUUUAUGACAAACAUGUGGCAGGCCAGCAGGGGAAUUAUAAUAAUGGAAAUAGAAUAUUUUUCUUUUUUUUUCUUUUCUCAAAAUCAUUUGUUAAACUUUUUUUUUUUUUUUUUUUACACUUUUCUGUUAUUUUUUUCGGUCAAUUAUUGCCAAAAAACAUGUUUUCAACUUGGGUAUUUAUUUAGGCAUGUCAUGUGAUUAUGUUUGCCUAUUGAAAGUUAUACUAACAAUCCCCUAACAUGGAGAGUGCAACAGGUCCAUGACUAGACUCUGCCAACAUCAGAGGCUGAGCCCAAUGUCCAUUUUAAACAUCAGAGAUUGGAGAUAUGUGACUGGCUAAGUGAUUACAGUUCAAUUCUAGCCCUAAUUUGUCCGCAAUAGGCUGAUACAUUUCAGAAAAAUGUAGGCUAGUUCUUAAAACUUUUAAUCAUUAUUCUACAAUAAUUCACCAUAGUGCACAACACACAUUAGCUCAUCCAAAACUAAUAAAGUCCAAAAUCAAUUUGAUGUUGCUUUAAUACCUAAUAUUGGGGCAAAGGUGUCACAUGGAAUUUAUUAAUUCAAUUCACCUGAGUCCUUUAUAUGCAUUGCAUAUACAAAAAUAAUUAGAUAUUAAUCAAACAAAAAUUUUGACAAGAAAAUAACACUCACUGCUCUUGGCUGGAUACAUUUUACAAGCCAUAUAAAAUAAAACAUUAAAGGAAUAUUCUGGGUUCAAUCAAAAAAAGUUAAGCUCACUUAACAAUAUUUAUGACAAAAUGUCGAUUACCACAAAAAUAAAUGUCAAGUUAUCACUUUUCCUUAAGGUGGCACGGAGUAUGUUUUUGCUAAUUAAAAAUGUUUUACACAAAGACAUGAAUAGCAUUUUUUAGAAAUACAGUAUGUUGAAAAUGAUGUACAUUAACAUUAGAUGGAAACUCCAGUCAUAUCAGUAACCAAAUAAAAGCUGUUUAAUUUUACAUGGAGCGGGUCGCCCCCUAAUGGGUGCUGCCAUGUUGACAACACAAGACAACCUGUGUCAUGCAAUUGACUGAGUUACUACCACUAAUAAUGACUAUAAUAACAUGUCAGCCCAUGAUUGAACAUUAAAUACAUGUAAACAAAACAAGCAAAUCAAACAAUAAAGCAACAAACACAAUAUACUUACUACAAACAACAACGGUGCCCAAGUCAACAGUACAGUCCAGAGUGAUGGUAUUAAACAACAUGACUGUGAUCUACCAGAGAGUCUGAACAGAAUGAGUGCAAGUGGGAAGAUAAAAUGUACAAACAAGAGGUCCCUGCUGGAGUGCUGAAACAAACUAUUAUGACCUGCAACUCAUGGAGCAGAUCACGGAUAAACGCGCAACAUCAAACGGCAAGUGCGAGCACAAGGCAGUGUUCAGCAGGGCAGAGAGCUUGUGACUUGCGGCUGCACGGUUACAGUUUUGCGCACAACAAUGCAUGAAAAAUCAUCUGGAUUAAAGCCAAGAAUGUUCAUAAUAGGGAUGUGUGUAGAGACGGAGAAAAACAAACUAAGUAAUAAAACAGAAGAUAAACAUCUUUAAUGUAAAGUGGUAGUAAACAAACUUCCAGUAUCCAGGAAGUUAUGUGUCAUUAUAGAGUCGAAAACCACAAGUAAACCUGGGGCCGAUGGGAGGAGUAAGAGACAGCUAAAAUCAUAUUUAGUGCACCUUUAAAAAAAGCAAAAAUCUAGGUAACUGCUGCCAGUGCAUAAACAUUGAAAUAGUGAAGAGUGAAGGGUGCGGCUAGGGUCAUCCCGCAUUUAAAGAUGUCACGUUUCAGAAAAGCAAGUAGGACACUCAAAAUGCAGCCUUCAAAUGCAACCUUUCAUAGGAUACAGGAGGUGUU
Messenger RNA from Myxocyprinus asiaticus (Chinese sucker), 5590 nucleotides. Its product is annotated as B-cell receptor CD22-like. Gene Ontology annotation, molecular function: transmembrane signaling receptor activity. The transcript is spliced from 12 exons. NCBI's taxonomy places the organism in Eukaryota, Metazoa, Chordata, Actinopteri, Cypriniformes, Catostomidae. The record is from RefSeq and is a predicted model, not a curated record. Gene Ontology annotation, biological process: cell surface receptor signaling pathway. The coding region runs from base 844 to 2823 and encodes 659 amino acids.